AUGGAGUCAACUGCUUUGAAUGGGAGGAUGGCUCGAUGGCAGAUCUUACUGUCUGAAUUUGAUAUUGUCUAUGUGAGCCAAAAGGCUGUGAAAGGGAGUGCAAUUGCUGACUUUCUAGCUAGUAGAGCUUUGGAGGACUACGAGCCAUUGAGUUUUGAUUUCCCGAAUGAAGACCUGAUGUGUAUAGCCGCUACUGAAGAAAAUCCCCAAAAAGGUCACCGUUGGAGGCUAAACUUUGAUGGAGCCUCGAACGCUGUGGGCAAUGGAAUUGGGGCAGUCUUAGUAUCCCCGAAUGGUGAUCAUUAUCCUUUCACUUGCAAAUUGGAUUUUGUUUGCACAAACAACAUGGUAAAAUACGAAGCAUGCAUCAUGGGUAUUCGUGCAGCUAUAGAGCGAAGAAUCAAAGUGUUAAAGGUCUAUGGAGAUUCGACAUUGGUGAUAUAUCAGCUCAGGGGUGAGUGGGAAACGAGAGAUCCCAAAUUAGUCUGUUAUCGAAAUUUGGUCCUUGAAUUGAUUAAAGAGUUUGAGGACAUCACUUUUUGCUAUCUCCCACGAGAUGAGAACCAGAUGGCUGAUGCACUAGCUACUUUAGCCUCUAUGAUCAAGGCAACUGAGCAUGAAAAGAGAACUCUGAGAAGGCUAGCCAUUGAUUACGUCUUAGAUGGGGAGAUCUUAUACAAGAGGGGAAAAGAUCAGCUUGCUUAUGAUGUUGAGGAUGUUAUUGAGAAUUUUGCUCUCAAGAUUGGGUCCAAAAACAAAGAUGGUCUUCCAAGUUGUAUUAAAAGAUCAAUGUGCAUUUUGAUCGAAGGGUGA
Molecule: messenger RNA, 813 nt
Organism: Gossypium raimondii (Peruvian cotton)
Lineage: Eukaryota; Viridiplantae; Streptophyta; Magnoliopsida; Malvales; Malvaceae
Exons: 3
Coding region: 1-813 (270 amino acids)
Molecular function (GO): nucleic acid binding; RNA-DNA hybrid ribonuclease activity
Source: RefSeq, a predicted model, not a curated record